Dicrocoelium dendriticum is the source of this 2357-nucleotide messenger RNA. The record is from the annotation of a GenBank genome assembly. Lineage: Eukaryota; Metazoa; Platyhelminthes; Trematoda; Plagiorchiida; Dicrocoeliidae.
ACGGGUCGGGUGGCCAUGGCAGCAAGUGACCUCAUGAUUUUCGGCCGCUACAAUUGGUGGAUUGCAUUGACACCGGAUUGGCUGUUGGGUCGAAUGAAACUGACAAUCGGUUAUGCCUAUGGUCACCACGUUAGUUCCCUGGAUGUUUACCGCUGUGGACGCCGCAUACUGGGGAUUUGUUAGUGCGCUUCGUUAGCUCAAUUUUCCUCUAAACCUAGCUGACCAGUAACGUCCACUCCAGAACCCUAGCAUGGUAGCAACAGAGUUUCUUGGCUAUGUGCAAUCUUUCUCUGUUUGCAACUACGUCGGAUUCGAAGACUUGGCUGAUCGUGCCAACUUCCAGUGGAAUGUCAUUGUUCUCUUGAUCUGCAUGGUGUUGGUCACAUUUCGACAGUACUUUAUGAGCCCACUGGUGUGUUAUCUCCCAACUACUGUAAGUGGAGUGAACGCUGAUUCAUACAUUACAAAUCUGUGCUGGAUUGAAGGCACGUUUCCAAUCAACUUGACUUCCGGUCAUGUACCACAUAAAGUGACCGAUUGGGACGCACUAAAGCCUCAGCAGAUGAAUUAUUAUCAAUGGGUUCCACUGGUCCUGGGUCUUCAAGCCAUCCUCUACUACCUCCCUCGCAUAUUUUGGAGCAUUUUUACCUACAAUCGCACAGGAACAGAUUUGCAAAAUUUAGUCCGCACAGCGAACUCCAUAACUAGAGAAGAUGGUGAGAAAAGACAAAAAAUGGUCCAGCAUAUCUCGCGCACAUUGGAACUGCUCCUUUUCAGCAGACGUGAGUACCGUGGAGGUUCCGGGGACAUCAUCGAUCGCCUGCGACGCUCUUCCCUCUUCCCAGGAAAGCGUCAUGGAAACAAUCUUGUCUACGUAUAUCUGUUCGUUAAAAUUUUGUAUGCUGUCAUCGGUGUUUGUCAACUCUAUAUGAUGUAUGUUUUUCUCCGAUUUGAUGCUCGUGAGGGAUACCUGUUCUUCGGCUUCCGUGUAUUGAACGACAUAAUCACAGGAAAACCGUGGACCGAGACACAAGUAUUCCCCCGUGUUGGAAUGUGCAGGCAUACACUUCAACAUGUGGGCGCUAGCAAUAGACUCUUCGCCCAGUGUGUCCUUCCGAUCAACAUGCUCAAUGAGAAGAUCUACGUAUUUCUCUUCUUUUUUCUUGGGGCUGUUGUAUGGAUCACUUUGGUCAGUAUUCCUCUGUGGCUUGUGCGCAUGGGUAUCAAGAAGAGACAACGACAUUUUGUACGUCGCUUUCUAAAAAUAGCCGACCUCUACGAUCGGGACGACCCAAAGAUGGCCCUACUUGUGGAUCGUUUCAUAUCGGAAUUUUUACGCCAGGAUGGGCAUUUCAUUUUGCGAAUGAUCUCGAUGAAUGCGGGUGAUUUGAUUGCAGUCGAAAUUGUUUGCUGUUUGUUUGCGGACUACAAGAAACAGUUUUUGGACAAGGAUUUCCGUGGCCCGCCUAUCGUUCCAAAAGUACCCAAAUACAUGUCGGAUUAUCAUCAUCACCAUGCUACAGGUGACGUGUCCAUAGACAUUACGGAUAAAACCUACGGAGGUUUCAUGAGUGCUAAACUGGAACAGGGCGAUGUUGUCACGGUUCGCCAGCGACCGCUGCCAUCGGCGCCUUACGCACCACUAUCCGCCAAUGCUCCAUUAACGAAAGAUGCUGUUGAUGUUGAAUUGACAGAAAUGUAUCCCGUGAGCUUACUCAGAUCCGGACAGCCUGCUAUCACUCAACCGGAUGGCAAUGCGAACGAAGCAUCCGAUCGCCAGCGUCGUUCUCCUCCAUCGAAUCAAAACUCAAAUGGCGGUUCCGAUCGAGACAGUACAGUGAAAAAGGUAUAUCAUCCUCCAUGCGAGGUGUAGCGACGGAACGAAUUCGCUUCUGUAUUGUACUGUGGAAUUCCAAACACUGUCCAAGUUCUUGUUCCAGUGUCUAGACGAUCUCAAAAGAAAUAAAUCUCAGGCUUCCUGCCCAUUUCCAACCGGGUUUUUGGUUUACUCACGUAUUUUUAUAUUUAUAAACACAUUUGCAUUAUUCUUUCAACCUCUUUGUUUUAGCCAAAACUUUGCGGUUUCCCUUUACAGCAAUUCCUUUUCAACUCACGGGAUUUUUAGGUAUUACCGAAUUCCUGUGUUUUGUAAAACACACACUUGUCUAGAGGCGACAUGUUUCACUCUACACCGCACCCGUGAAGAUUUAAGACAACCGCACUGGUCGUGCACUCUGUACCUACUUCCACUUCUGUAUGAACUUGUGUCGUGUGUACUCCAUAAUGUAGCACUUUUCUAUUUGCACAUUGCCACUAUUUUGCUCAGCAAUUCAAAUACAUUUUAUACUCUCGGUACC